AUGGCUCACACAAAUGAAUCAAUGGUCUCUGAGUUUGUGCUGCUGGGACUCUCUGAUUCUUGGGAACUUCAGAUUUUCUUUUUUGUAAUCUUCUCUAUAGUGUAUGUGGCAUCUGUGCUAGGCAACAUCGUGAUUAUUGUUAUUAUUUCUUCCGACUCCCAUCUAAACUCUCCUAUGUACUUCCUACUCAGUAAUCUUUCUUUCAUUGAUAUCUGUCAGUCUAACUUUGCCACCCCCAAGAUGCUUGCAGACUUUCUUGUUGAGCAUAAGACUAUCUCUUUUGAGGGUUGCAUGGCCCAGAUAUUCCUUCUUCACAGUUUUGUUGGGAGUGAGAUGAUAUUGCUUGUAGCUAUGGCAUAUGACCGAUUUAUAGCCAUAUGUAAGCCCCUGCACUAUAGUACAAUCAUGAACCGGAGAUUAUGUAUAAUUUUUGUAUCAAUUUCCUGGGCUCUGGGUAUUCUUCAUUCUGUGAUCCACUUGGCUUUUACAGUGGAUCUGCCAUUUUGUGGCCCCAAUGAGAUAGAUAGCUUCUUUUGUGACGUUCCCCUGGUGAUAAAGCUGGCUUGCAUGGAUACUUAUGAAAUGGAAAUUGUGACCCUAAGUAACAGUGGCCUUAUAUCAUCGAGCUGUUUUCUGGCUUUAAUUGUUUCCUAUGCCAUCAUUUUGAUCACUGUCAAACGCUGGUCCUCCAGUAGGUCUACCAAGGCACUGUCCACAUUAACUGCCCACAUCACUGUGGUGAUUCUUUUCUUCGGACCAUGCAUUUAUUUCUAUAUAUGGCCCUUUAGCAGACUUUCCGUGGAUAAGUUCAUUUCUGUGUUCUAUACUGUUUGUGCACCGUUGUUGAACCCCAUUGUCUACUCUCUGAGGAAUGAAGAUUUUAAAUCGGCCAUGAGAAAGUUGAGAAACCGUCAUGUGAACUCCUGAAAAAACUAUGGAACCAACAUGAGGGAGGAUAAUCUUGAACGAGAAUGAAAAACCUCCAAUGGAUCACAGCAUUGUGCAGCCAUCUGCGCUAAUGAUAUGAUUUAUUUAGUGAUGGAAUUGCUAUUUUGCCCUAAAUGCAUGGGAAUUGCAUAAAAUUC
Molecule: messenger RNA, 1085 nt
Organism: Loxodonta africana (African savanna elephant)
Lineage: Eukaryota; Metazoa; Chordata; Mammalia; Proboscidea; Elephantidae
Product: olfactory receptor 4K1-like
Exons: 1
Coding region: 1-927 (308 amino acids)
Biological process (GO): G protein-coupled receptor signaling pathway
Cellular component (GO): plasma membrane
Molecular function (GO): olfactory receptor activity; G protein-coupled receptor activity
Source: RefSeq, a predicted model, not a curated record